UGCCGCAGGUGUCGCUGUACAGUAACCGGACGGCGCUCUUUCUCUGCGGUGACGCCAGAGCUCCCGGGGAAACUCUGCGUAACAUUGCGCGUCCACCGGAAGUGCUUCUCACAUGAACGUCCGCCACCGGCAACAUGGCUGCCCCCGGGGGGAAGGUCCAUGGUAUCUCUAAAGCUGAAUACCUGAAGCGUUACCUGGAUACUGAAAGCUCAGCGGGGGGCGAUGGGCCGGCGAGAAAAAAGAAGAAAAAGAAGAGACCGGAGGGGAAGGGCAUGCGGAUAGUAGACGAUGAUGCUGAGGAUUGGAAAAAAGUUCCCAAAAAAAAGGAGGAACCAGUGGAAGAGGAAGAGGACCAACCAGUGGUGGCAGAGUUUGUAGAUGAGCGCCCAGAAGAGGUCAAACGCAUGGAAGAAUUCAGGAACAGCAACAAGUGGAAGGUGAUAAAACGUGACAGUUCACCGGAAAUGGACACAUCCCAAGCCAAAGAAUUAAGUGAAGGGAUGGCUAUCCCCAAAACAACAUCAACUAAGGGGUUUGAGCCUAGUUCUCCAGGGUCUGCAGAGCCCUCUCCUCCUCAAAGGGUCAGGCAUGACUCUCCAGAUCCUUCUUCACCUCGAAGGAGCAGGCAUGACUCUCCAGAUCCUUCUUCACCUCGAAGGAGCAGGCAUGGCUCUCCAGAUCCUUCUUCACCUCGAAGGAGCAGGCAUGACUCUCCAGAUCCUUCUUCACCUCGAAGGAGCAGGCAUGACUCUCCAGAUCCUUCUUCACCUCGAAGGAGCAGGCAUGACUCUCCAGAUCCUUCUCCCCCUCGAAGAGGCAGGCAUAAUUCUCCAGACCCCUCUCCUCCUCGAAGGGAUAGGCAUGAUUCUCCAGUUCCCUCUCCACCUCGAAGGGGCAGGCAUGACUCUCCUGGCCCUUCUACAUCUCAAAGGGACAAACAUGUCUCUCCAGAUUCUUCCCAACCUCAUACAAAGAGACAUGACUCCCCAGACUCUUCCCAACAUCAAAGCAGAGGAUAUAACUCUCCAGAUUCUUCUAAACCUCAAAGAUUGAGACAUGUCUCCCCAGAUCAUCCUGCCCAAAGGGCUAAAUAUGACUCACCAGAGACUUCUGCUCCCCAAAAAAGACAAUUUGAUGCAUUAAAUACCUCCCGUCUAAAAGGGGGAGGACUUGAUUACCAGAAGCCUUCCCUUUCACGUAGUGGUAAACAGGACUCCCAGGAUACCCCACCCCCGCGGCGUAGCAGGUGGGAUUCCCCAGACGUGCCUUCUCCAAGACAUGGCAGACGGGACUCCCCAGUGCGUCGUGGUAGGAAGGGUGAGUGUCCUCCACAGCAAGGCAGAAGAAACUCCCCAGAUAGAUCUUCGCCACUGCGAGACAGGGAGGGCUACACAGGCAGCUCUUCUCCACGACGGCUAAAGAGGGAUUGCCAAGGCAGCUCUUCUGCACAGCGAAGCAGACGAAACUCCCCUGAUGCCUCUCCUCCACGGCGGGGCAGGCGUGAGUCCCCGGACGCCUCUCCUCCACGACGGGGCAGGCGUGAGUCCCCGUAUGCCUCUCCUCCACGGCGGGGCGGGCGUGAGUCCCCGUAUGCCUCUCCUCCACGGCGGGGCGGGCGUGAGUCCCCGUAUGCCUCUCCUCCACGGCGGGGCGGGCGUGAGUCCCCGGGCGCAUCUCCUCCACGGCGGGGCGGGCGUGAGUCCCCGGGCGCCUCUCCUCCACGGCGGGGCAGGCGUGAGUCCCCGGGCGCCUCUCCUCCACGGCGGGGCGGGCGUGAGUCCCCGGGCGCCUCUCCUCCACGACGGGGCAGGCGUGAGUCCCCGGAUGCCUCUCUUCCGCGGCGGGGCAGGCGUGAGUCCCCGGGCACCUCUCCGCGGCGGGGCAGGCGUGAGUCCCCGGGCGCCUCUCCUCCGCGGCGGGGCAGGCGUGAGUCCCCGGACGCCUUUCCUCCACAGUGGGGCAGACGUGAGUCCCCAACGCAAAAGGGCAAACAGGCGUCCCCGGGCUCGUCUCCACCACAAAAGGUAAGAAGGGAUUACUCUACUCAAGCUAAAAGACGUGAUUCUCCUGAUAUAUUCCCCUCACAGAAAGCUAAACUGAGCUCGCAAGAAGUCUCGUCAGCUCAGGGGGACACACAUGUUUCUCGAAAGCAUCUCUCUCCUAGCAAAAAUAAGCGGAGUUCCCAUUACUCAGACUCUGUCCCAUCUUCCCACCAUAGGAGAACACCUCAUUCUGUAAGUCCAUCUUCCAUCAAAAAUAAAAGACCUGACUCUCAACAUCAGACUAAUCGAAUUAACCCUUUGGACAUUUCCAAAAAGAUUGAGCAAGGCAAAAGUUUACGUUAUACUGAGAAAGGUUCAACGGUUAAGAUGAGAUCUGAUCGAUCCCCCCCACAUUCCUCCAAUUGGCAUGAUUCUGAUUCCACCCGUUCCUCUACUUGGAAGAGAGUGGAGUCACCACCACAAGGCAGAAGGAAAAAAGCAGUGCAACAGGAUUCUGAUUCAGAUUUGUCUCCGCCAAGGCAUAAGAAACGGCGGAGUUCAGACUCUGACUUGUCGCCACCACGUCACACACAGAGGAGAGGCUCGGACUCAGACUUGUCACCCCCUCGGCUCAAAGCUGACACCAAAAGAGAUCUUAUGUCUUCACAAAGAAGUACUGGGUCCCAGAUGCUGUCUGGUAGUAAAGCUGGCCUGGUGUCUGCAGAGGUUCUAAGAGAAGAGAAAGAAGAGCAGAGGCGGGCACAGAGAGCGAACAGACACCUGGAAGUUGACUCAAGGAACACCAAGACAGUAUUCCGAGACAAGAGUGGAAAGCGCAGAGACUUGGAAGCUGAACAUGAACAGCAACUGCAGAAACAAGCUAUUCAGGAUAAGAGGGACGCAAUGUAUGCCCAGUGGGGCAAAGGCCUGGCACAGAAGGAAAAGCAGCAGCAGAAUCUGCAGGAUGCUGCUCGAGAGAUUUCAAAACCUCUGGCUCGAUACAUUGAUGACUCUGACCUGGACCGCAUGUUACGAGAACAGGAGAGAGACGGUGAUCCGAUGGCAAAGUUCCUGCAGAAGAAAAAGGACAAGGAAAGCAAAGGAAAGAACGAGCGGCCAAGAUAUAAGGGUCCAAACCCUCCACCAAAUAGAUUUAACAUUUUGCCUGGGUACCGCUGGGAUGGUUUGGACAGGUCCAAUGGAUUUGAGAACAAGUACUUUGCCAGAAUAUCCGAAAAGAAAGCUGUACAGGAGUCUGCUUACAAGUGGAGCGUGGAAGAUAUGUGAAUUCUACCAUUGUCUAUGGUCAUAUCUUUGACAGGACAUUAAACAUUCUUACAUUCUUUGUAUUGUGCGAGGCCUUGUGUGUCAGCUGCCAAACCAGCAACAACUGAAGACCUGAUCUUUAUGUGAUGCAAUGUAUUGGCAGCGGACAAUAUGGGAACAGAUCUGGCAAGUAUUUCUUAUAAGCAAUCACUGAGCACUACGAGUAAAAAGUAUUUCUUCAUUCUAGAACCUGUCUGCCCUUAGAAACAUGUUGUAGUAGACCCUGCCUUGCUGUCUGCACUGAUGGACUGCUUAUUGGGAUAUGUUCCAAGCUACAGUAUAUACCCCGUGGGUACGCAAUGCUGCGUGGGUUCCUCUGAAUUCUAUGAGGACAUCAGUCUGUAGGUUGCUGAUCGGAAAACAAAACUUCAGGUUUUUCUUUUUAUUGUAUUUACCCUAACACCAAUAUUACCAAAUGAAAAUGGUUUCCCUUGUCUUGUAAUAAAUGUCUGUAUGAAAUUAAAUGUUUCUUUAUUUGUACUCAACAUAA
Messenger RNA from Pseudophryne corroboree (corroboree frog), 3798 nucleotides. RefSeq names its product BUD13 homolog (gene BUD13). Gene Ontology annotation, cellular component: U2-type spliceosomal complex; RES complex. Bases 135 to 3269 code for a protein of 1044 amino acids. The record is from RefSeq and is a predicted model, not a curated record. Gene Ontology annotation, biological process: mRNA splicing, via spliceosome. Gene Ontology annotation, molecular function: RNA binding. NCBI's taxonomy places the organism in Eukaryota, Metazoa, Chordata, Amphibia, Anura, Myobatrachidae. The transcript has 11 exons.